AUGGCGCGCACAGUUGAUCCAUGGAAUGCUUGUCUGAACACGCCUCUCCAAGAGGACGAUAAAGAAAUUUAUGACUUGAUUCAGAAGGAAAAAUAUAGACAAUACUCUGGAUUGGAAUUAAUAGCUUCAGAGAACUUUACCUCACUUGCAGUAAUGGAAGCAAACGGUUCUCCCUUAACCAACAAAUACUCUGAAGGACUCCCCGGAGCCCGUUAUUACGGCGGUAACGAAUACAUCGACCAAAUCGAAAACCUCUGUCGUAAACGAGCGUUGGAAGCCUUUCAUCUGAAUCCGUCCGAAUGGGGUGUGAAUGUCCAACCGUAUUCGGGGAGCACAGCCAACUUUGCUACUUUGACCGCCUUACUACAACCACAAGAUCGUCUUAUGGGAUUAGAUCUUCCAUCAGGCGGACAUUUGACCCAUGGCUGGCAAACGGCAAAGAGAAAGGUUUCAUCAUCUUCAAUUUAUUUCCAAUCAAUGCCGUACAGAGUAAACGGAGACACUGGGUUGAUCGAUUACGAUAAAUUAGAAGAAAAUGCUCAAUUGUUCCGUCCAAAACUCAUCAUCUGUGGUGCAAGUGCAUACGCACGAGAUUGGGACUAUGCUCGUCUUCGUAGAAUCGCCGAUCAACACGGUGCUUAUGUUAUGGCCGAUAUAGCGCACAUAAGUGGUCUUGUGGCUAGUGCAGAGGCCAACGAUCCGUUCACGUUCUGUGAUGUCGUAACUACCACUACUCACAAAACUCUCCGUGGUCCUCGCGCUGGGUUGGUUUUCUUUCGUAAGAACAAGGACGAGCUUGAAACCCGCGUGAAUGGUGCAGUUUUUCCGUCAUGUCAAGGUGGACCACAUAAUAACACCAUUGCAGCAAUUGCUGUUGCAUUGAAGCAGGUGGCAACCCCUGAAUUUAAGCAGUAUGCCAAGCAGGUUAGAGCUAAUGCCAAGGCAUUGGGUGAAGCAUUGACUGGCUAUGGAUACAAGUUGGUAACCGGUGGGACAGAUAAUCACUUGGUGCUUUGGGAUUUGAGACCUUUAAAUUUGACCGGAAAUAAGCUCGAGAAGAUUUGUGAUAUGGCAAAUAUCACGAUCAACAAGAACUCCAUACAUGGAGAUGUCAGUAUGCUCUCUCCAGGUGGAGUGCGAUUGGGUACACCUGCAUUAACAUCAAGAAGCUUUAAAGAACAAGAUUUCAUCAAGGUUGCCGAAUACCUGCACCGGGCUGUACAAAUAUCGGUUGCAGUACAGGAGAAGGCGGGUAACAAUUCGAUGAAGGACUUUGUAGCAGCCCUUCAGGAUAACAAUGACAUUCCAGCACUCAAGAAAGAAGUAGAGGAUUUCUCCACAAGCUUUCCCAUGCCAGGAUUUGACCCAAAUACUAUUGCGACAACUGUUGAAUAG
Molecule: messenger RNA, 1395 nt
Organism: Paraglomus occultum
Lineage: Eukaryota; Fungi; Glomeromycota; Glomeromycetes; Paraglomerales; Paraglomeraceae
Source: the annotation of a GenBank genome assembly